CUCAAACCUAGGGCUCCGAUCUUCAUUGUUUGCACUCAUAUCACAAGACCUCCAUUCAUUUCUGAACUCCUACCGAAUCAUGCUGCCCACCCUCGUUACCGUGCUCGCCCUGAGCGGUGCCGCCUUUGCGCACGGCGGUGACCAUGGACAAAAGCCCAUCGUGGACGUGAAUGCCGAUUGGAUGACCAAGCACAUGGCAGAGGAGCAUCACAUCGCCGACUUCGACGCUUCCUCCUUCUUCGCCCUGCACGACUUCGACUCAGACGGCCAGUGGGAAGGCUCCGAGAUCCAGCGCACAUACGGCCUCAUGGACGAAUCAAACAAACACGUCACCGACGAGCGGAAGCAAGAGAUUGUGCGCGAGGUCCUGCGGCUGGCCGAUGCCGACGGAGACGGGGUGAUUCGCCGCGACGAGUUCGAGAACUUCAUCAGCCGCGACAAGGGCACACUCCCAGACUUUGGCACGGGGCCGGGCCACCACGGGGACCUGGAGUUCGAGUACGAGAUUCACCAUUGGGAGAUGUACCAUGAUGAGAACACCAAGUUGGAGGACCUGACGCACCCGGAGGACAUUGAGCACUUUAGGCUGCACGACCAGAUGGAGGACGAGCAGGACAGGCUGGAGGUGAUGACGCACAGGAGGAUAGUGGAGGAGAACAUUCCUGACAAGUUCAGAAGGGCAGGCUGAUGGGGCUCAUAUAAUGCCAAGAUGGAGACGAGAUAAACGACUGGGCACACGAUGGCGGCCAUUUCUUCUGGAGGGAGUGGCAGGGCAGGGCUAUUAUGAUGCAUUUCUCAACCUAGAUUUUGUAAUAUAGACGUCAAAGACGCAGUGCCACACACUAGGCGCAAAGGUCUUGACUAAUUCGACAUGUUCAACCUUCGC
Molecule: messenger RNA, 886 nt
Organism: Cryphonectria parasitica EP155
Lineage: Eukaryota; Fungi; Ascomycota; Sordariomycetes; Diaporthales; Cryphonectriaceae
Exons: 2
Coding region: 80-688 (202 amino acids)
Cellular component (GO): endoplasmic reticulum-Golgi intermediate compartment; extracellular exosome
Molecular function (GO): calcium ion binding
Source: RefSeq, a predicted model, not a curated record